Molecule: messenger RNA, 1962 nt
Organism: Silurus meridionalis
Lineage: Eukaryota; Metazoa; Chordata; Actinopteri; Siluriformes; Siluridae
Product: sperm-associated antigen 16 protein
Exons: 1
Coding region: 3-1832 (609 amino acids)
Biological process (GO): axoneme assembly
Cellular component (GO): axonemal central apparatus
Molecular function (GO): protein binding
Source: RefSeq, a predicted model, not a curated record
CAAUGGCGGCGGUGUGUGACACUGAAUCGGUGGACGGUCCAUAUUAUUUAGAAAAAGUAUCCAUUCCAGGUGAAUCUGAAGAUGGAUUUGAGUAUGAAGAGAUUAGUGUCGAGGAAGAGAGUGUGGCUGAAGAGGAAGAUCUGGAAUUUACAGCUGAAGUUCUACAUAACCGCACUACAGUCUCUGAGAUUGUUCCAGACCUGAUACCUUCCUCAUCUCAAGACUUACUAAGCCCCAUUCCUGAAGUUGUGGAUGAUUUUAUUCGCAACUUCCUCAUGAAAAUGGGAAUGACCCGAACAUUAAAUUGCUUCCAAACAGAAUGGUUUGAGAUGCUACAGAAAGGAAAAAUUAACAAGGAAGGAUUUCCAGACGUUCCUGAUAUCUAUAUACACAACCAGCUCUUGGAUAAUGGGCUGAAAAAUGUCCAGAGAGAGCGAGAUAGCUACAAGCAGGCAGCCUCCCAAGCCGCAGAGACUAUUGUAAAGCUUCAGAAAGAACGAGACUUCCACCGGCUGCACCACAAGCGUGUCGUGCAAGAGAAAGACAGACUGACUGAGGAAAUGCGAAAGCUGAAAAAGCACUACGAAUCCUACGGACCUGCUCUGAAACAACUCAAUGAGAAGUUCCAGACAGCUCUGAGGCAAAAGAUGCUGGUCACCAUUGAGAAAGACAAAGUCUCCAGUCGAGUUCAAAAGCAAGAAGGCAACGUGUGUAACACGCACUCCUCCACAGGAACCCGCAGGGCGCCGAUAAAAAAUGAAUUUCACCGAGGACAUGGUCCCGAGCAAGGUACCAAGGUAUCAGCGAAUGAGGUGGGAACCUGUGACCCUGCCAAAGAACCAACCAAGAGCACGACUACCAAACAUUUGAAAGAUUCAGAGUUUCCAGCCAACACACGUAUAAAUCCCUUCCUGCCCCAAAUUAAAGCUCUAUCUGCUCAAAGCGACAAAACAUCCAGUUUCUCCUUGCUCAGGUCCACCAAAGCUCAUACAAUGUCUGUGAGCUCUCUUGCUCUCCAUCCACGCAAAAUGCUUGUAGCUUCUGCAAGUGAUGAUCACCUCUGGAGGCUUUGGGGAAUGCCAGAAGGGGAGAUGAUCAUGACUGGAGAAGGUCAUACUGACUGGCUGUCUUCUUGCAACUUUCACCCCAGUGGACAAUUUUUGGCCACCACCAGUGGAGACACUACAGUAAAGAUCUGGGACUUUGCGAAAUCCUGCUGCGUGCUGACUCUUGAAGGCCACACACACGCCAACUGGGGAUGUUCCUUUCACUCCUGCGGAGACUUUGUAGCCUCCUGCUCUAUGGAUACCACGGGAAAAGUUUGGGAUCUGUUCAGCGGGCGCUGUCGCUACACCCUGCGGGGCCACAUGGACUCGGUGAACAGUAUUUGCUUUGUUCCAUUCUCUAACAUUCUCCUCACCUGCUCUGCUGAUAAAACCAUCUCACUGUGGGACGCCCGUACCGGACUCUGUGCUCAAACGUUCUACGGGCACAGAUACUCAUGCAACAGUGCGACCAUUAACGCCAUGGGAGACACGAUUGCUUCCUGCGAUUCCUAUGGCAUCGUAAAAUUAUGGGAUGUACGGUCCAUACUGGACAUGGCGACUGUGGAUACCGGACCACACCCUAGCAACCAAGUGGCUUUUAGUCCAAAUGGGCACGUGCUAGCGGUCGCAAGUAACAACCAUGACGUGAAGCUGGUGGAAGUGGCGUCUUUAAACGUGUCCAGCCUUUUAGGUCAUAAUGAUGCUGUUCAGAGUGUGGUUUUUGACCAUAAAGGAGAACACCUUUUCUCUGCUGGACAUGAUGGAGACAUUUUCAUCUGGUCAUAAUAUUUGCAGUGAUUGUUGAAGUAGGUUGAUCAAUUAUGUAUGACAUGAAAUGGUCUAUAAAAUGUAUUUGCGUAACACGAUGAGUGACAUUUCUGUUGAUGAGAGAUCAAUAAAUUGAUAGAAAUAGGAA